GACGCACAGCGCCAAGAACCAGGGAAAGCCGGGCUGAGGAGAGCCGAGGACGCGAUCCUGAGAGGCACUGGCGAGCUCCACGGGAGGAGCUCGAUGCUGGGACUGGGAGACGCUUUCCAUAAAGGGGUGGGAGUCCAGGGCUGGAGAAUCCCUCCAGCCGGCAAGGGAAAGCUGUGGAGAGCUUCCUUGUAAGCUCCACUGCCUUCUCCCCAAGUCAAAGAGGAGUUUAAAUUCACUGCUCUUCCGAGCUCCCACUCAAUAAAUACCUGGGCUCUUCUACCCGCUUUCAGGACUGAGAAAACCUCGCAACUCGAUUUUUGUUUUGGUUUGGUUUUUUGGUACCCGGGAGAGCCACGGUGGGAAGAGCUGUGCUCCGGAUCUCGUCCUCCAAGCCCCCAAAGUCUCGUCUUCCCCGGGCCGCCAUGACCACCGACAGCUGCAGCUUCAAGGACCGCUGCGUGUCGGUCCUGUGCUGCAGAUUCUGUACACAAGUGCUCAGCUCCAGGGGGAUGAAGGCUGUUUUGCUGGCUGACACUGAAAUAGACCUUUUCUCGACAGACAUCCCUCCGACCAAUGCAGUGGACUUCAUUGGAAGAAGCUAUUUCACUGAGAUCUGCAGAUGUAAACUGAAGGACAUCGCAUGUUUAAAAUGCGGAAACAUUGUAGGUUACCAUGUGAUUGUUCCAUGUAGUUCCUGCCUUCUUUCUUGCAACAAUGGACACUUCUGGAUGUUUCACAGCCAAGCAGUUUAUGAUAUUAACAGACUAGACUCCACUGGUGUGAAUGCCCUACUUUGGGAAAAUUUGCCAGAAGUAGAAGAAAGUGCUGAUGAAGAUGUGUUAGAUCUCUCAGCGGAGGAGUGUAUUAGAUAAAUGGAAUUAUGAUAUAUAGUAUUCCUGUAAUAACUGUUUCCUAGUUAAAAUAUAUUAAUGGAUCAACCUUGAACUUGUUACUAAGAAUUUGCUAGUGAUUUUCUCUUCUGGAAGACAAUAUUUAUUUGCUAUCUCAAAUUAUUUUCAUCAAUUGAAUGUAUGCUAAUAGAAUUUUCUUCUAUUUCUACUUCUUCCUCCUCCUCUGCCCAGUAUAGGUAUAUUAAAUUUAGAUGAAAGAUACUUUGCAAGUCACAGCUAUUUUCAAAUUUUGGGAAAAUUUUUCUUAAAACUCAAUUCCAGAUACAAUUAUAAUUCUGAAUAAAGGGCAUUAGUACCCACACAGGUAUCAAACAUGUAUGUAUCAAGCUCACCUGAGUAUCAACAGAGGCUUUUUGAAAAACAGGUGGUCAGGGGG
Molecule: messenger RNA, 1287 nt
Organism: Ochotona princeps (American pika)
Lineage: Eukaryota; Metazoa; Chordata; Mammalia; Lagomorpha; Ochotonidae
Gene: RUMY1
Product: family with sequence similarity 72 member A
Exons: 4
Coding region: 423-872 (149 amino acids)
Cellular component (GO): cytosol
Source: RefSeq, a predicted model, not a curated record